GCGCCUCUCCCCGCCCCCGCGGGCCCGGCAUCCUCCGCGGGGCAAGAUGGCCGCGACAGGGACGGCGCCGGGGCUGACGGGGCGCUAAACCGUACGCCCCGCGGCCUUUCCCGAGGGCCGUGCGGGUCCGAAGAAGUGAGCUCACAGCCCAGUCCAACAAAUGCGUGUUGGCCUUUCUUGCCGUCGCCAUGGGGACGUCCCAGUAAUGCCUUUGCCCUGAUAGGCAGUCCCAGCAUUCCGCAGCCCUGACCCGGAACCUUCCGGAGGGCUGCAGCGUAAGCGCUCCGACCGAGGCACGAGGCCAGUCGAGCAAGUCCCUCUGUCCCGACAGGCGCGACCCUGAGCGCUCCAUGCCUGUGGGCGGAGGGAGGGGUGGCCUCCCCCAGGGCAGCCACCUCUGUUGGUUGCUCUGCGCUUUCACUUUAAAGCUCUGCCAAGCCGAGGCUCCUGUGCGGGCGGAGAAGCUGUCAGUGAGCACCUCAAAUUUGCCGUGCUGGCUGGUGGAAGAGUUUGUGGUGGCAGAAGAAUGUGCUCCGUGUUCUAAUUUUCAGGCUAAAACCACCCCUGAGUGUGGUUCCACAGGGUAUGUGGAGAAAAUCACAUGCAGCUCAUCGAAGACGAAUGAAUUCAAAAGCUGCCGCUCAGCUCUGAUGGAACAACACUUAUUCUGGAAAUUCGAAGGGGCCAUCGUGGGUGUGGCCUUGGUCUUCGCUUGCCUUGUCAUCAUUCGUCAGCGACAGCUGGACAGAAAAGCUCUGGAAAAGGUCCGGAAGCAAAUCGAAUCCAUAUAGCUACCUUCCCCUCUUCGAUAGGGGUCUUAGGGAUUGUACCUCAGACACAGACAGUAGGAUGAACGGACGUGUGCCCUUCGUUCUUGAGAACUUGUGGUGGCACCUCCUUCUCUGUGUCUUGUGUAGAUCAUUAAUAAGCAAAAUAUAGAAUUUUCUUCUCUAUUAUAAUUUGGUUUGGGACAGGAAGUCCUGGUGGCAGAAAUGGGAUAGGAACUUUAGACCCCAGUUUACCAACUACCUAUCUUCCCCUUCUUCUGGUACUUACUUAAAAUUUUCAGGAUAUAAUUUCAGCAAAAAAGUUUAUUUCUCAAUAAACCAAAACCUCUGUUUUCCCCCAACCCUAACCCCAAAGAAAAAAUAAAAUUGCAGAUGUAUAACAAAA
This is a messenger RNA of Ailuropoda melanoleuca (giant panda), 1173 nucleotides long. RefSeq names its product jumping translocation breakpoint (gene JTB). The transcript has 5 exons. Gene Ontology annotation, biological process: mitotic cytokinesis. Lineage: Eukaryota; Metazoa; Chordata; Mammalia; Carnivora; Ursidae. Gene Ontology annotation, cellular component: cytoplasm; centrosome; membrane. Bases 351 to 791 code for a protein of 146 amino acids. The record is from RefSeq and is a predicted model, not a curated record.